Messenger RNA from Cetraspora pellucida, 654 nucleotides. NCBI's taxonomy places the organism in Eukaryota, Fungi, Glomeromycota, Glomeromycetes, Diversisporales, Gigasporaceae. The record is from the annotation of a GenBank genome assembly.
AUGUCUGAAAUUGAAGAAAAACAUUAUUUAUGCUCCGAGACUGGAGAGAUACUUGAAAAAUAUUUAAAAUUUAAUAUCACUUGUUUAGUAUAUUCUAAUCAAGACAAUCUUAACGAUGAUGCUUUCACUAUUAAGGAAUUCAAUAGAAAGCUUGAAGAUAAAAGAAAUGAAUAUGAAAAGGUUAAUGUGUUUAUGGUUGUAGAACAACCAAGAAAACAAGGUAUUGUUUCUGGAACAUAUGUAGUAGCUGGUAGAAACAAUGGAACGAAAAUUGUACAAUUAGAAUAUACUGAAGUUGAUAGUUUUAAAGCGAUGUUUAAUUUAAUUUAUCAUAUUUCUAAGAUGGAUGAAUUUAAGAAUAAAUGUAUUAAUAUUAUUACUAGAAAUAUAAAAUUUAGAUAUAUGAUUAAAUAUAUGAUUUAUCGUUGGAUUGUUGGAAAUUUUAAAAAAUAUAAUGAUAUAAUUGGAAAAAUUGAGAAUGAUAUAGAAGAAGAUAAAAAGGAAGAUGUUGAGUAUGCAUCUAUUAUUAAGAAAAUAGAUGAAAUUAUGAAAUAUAAUAAUGUUAUGUUUGAUGCUCAAUUAAAUAUUAGUAAUAUUAGUAAUGUUGAUGCCUUUCUUAGAAGGCUUAAACCAGUUAUUAGAAAAAACAAAUAA